AUGAACACCGACAUCCCCAAACGCAAGCCCGUGCCCCUCCCCGUGAUCAAAGACAAAGACCCUCCCCCUGACUCCGCUAAUGUGAGUCCGCCUCCACUACUGUCCCCACCAGCUACAGCGCCCUGCAAAUGGUGGCAGGGUCAGAAGGAGAAUUGGUUCCAAUUACCUCAGCGCAAACGCACCAUUAUCGUCAUCGCGGUUUUUGGAUCUCUCGCUCUAAUUGCUCUGAUAGUCGGUCUUGCUGUGGGAUUGACAACUAAGGGAAAGGGGUCGUCAAAUCUCCCCCUGCCAACUUCUUACGGCGGUCCUUAUAAAGGCGACUUAACGUAUUAUGAUCCGGCGCUCGGAUCCUGCGGUAUUACCAGCACUUCCUCGGAUUUGAUCUGCGCCGUCUCGCAUAAAUUAUUCGAUGCCGCCUCGACGGGGUCAAAUCCAAAUGCGAAUCCCUUGUGUGGGAUGAAGGUGAGGGUGAAAUUGGCGGGUAACAGUGUGGAUGUUAAAAUUGUUGAUCGCUGUGUCGGAUGCGAUGCGACGGAUCUCGAUGUCUCCCCAGCUGCGUUUAAACGACUUGCGGAUUUAGACCUGGGUCGGGUGUUGGUUGACUGGGCUUGGUUGGAUGACUCGCCAGUGAAAAAUGUCUGA
Messenger RNA from Aspergillus tanneri, 642 nucleotides. RefSeq names its product RlpA-like double-psi beta-barrel domain-containing protein. The transcript has 3 exons. The coding region runs from base 1 to 642 and encodes 213 amino acids. NCBI's taxonomy places the organism in Eukaryota, Fungi, Ascomycota, Eurotiomycetes, Eurotiales, Aspergillaceae. The record is from RefSeq and is a predicted model, not a curated record.